Molecule: messenger RNA, 6065 nt
Organism: Cyanistes caeruleus (blue tit)
Lineage: Eukaryota; Metazoa; Chordata; Aves; Passeriformes; Paridae
Source: RefSeq, a predicted model, not a curated record
AUGGAGAGGACUCGCACCCCAAAUACGCCCCUGAAAAACAGCGGAGUGGAGCUCUCCUCUCCCUGCAGGAAGAAGCCCACACAUGUGACAGUGAACUGCUGGUUCUGCAAUCAGGACACGGUGGUGCCCUACGGGAACCGCAACUGCUGGGACUGCCCCAACUGCGAGCAGUACAACGGCUUCCAGGAGAAUGGAGACUACAACAAGCCCAUCCCUGCCCAGUACAUGGAACACCUUAACCACGUUGUGUCGGGCACUCCAACUUUCUGUGACCCUGCCAAACCACAGCAGUGGGUGAGCAGCCAAAUUCUGCUCUGCAAGAAAUGCAACAACCAUCAAACCAUGAAAAUCAAACAGCUGGCUUCAUUCUCACCAAGGGAGGAGGGCAAGUACGACGAGGAGAUUGAGGUGUACAAGCACCACCUGGAGCAGACCUACAAGCUGUGCCGCCCGUGCCAGGCUGCUGUGGAGUAUUACAUCAAACACCAGAACCGGCAGCUGCGGGCGCUGCUGCUCAGCCACCACUUCAGGCGCCGGGAGACGGACAAGAGCUACAGCCAGAAUCUGUGUUCAUCCUCCUCUUCCACUUGCAUCACCACACCAGCUCAGGUGAUACUUCUGCGGUUCCUGGCCUUCCUCAGCUGCGCCUUCCUGGUUCUGAUGGCCUUGUACGGGUCAGGCGACCCCUUCUCCCUCAGCACAGCUGUCCCUGCUCCUGUCCCCUCUGCCCCCCUGCGGAACAGGACCGGCGUGGGCAGUGCCGGGGGCAGGGGCAGUGCCAGCUCGGGGCAGGGCUGGCAGGAGCUGCUCCACCUGCUCCCACAGCACCUGCUGGAGAGCCUGAGCGCGGCGUGGGCCUACGGCAAGAAUCACCAGAUGGCAGUGGCCGUGCUGGGGCUCUUCACCUGCCUGCUGGCCAUGUUCCUGGCUGGGCGCAUCAGGCUCCGGCGGAUCGAUGCGUUUGCCUCGGUGCUGUGGCUGGUGGUGAUGAGCCUGCAUCUGGCCGAGCGCUACCUGAAGACGGACAGGCCCAGCUGGCUGGACACGGCCAAGUUCAGCACCACGUCCCUGUGCUGCCUGGUGGGCUUCACCGCAGCCGUGGCCACGCGCAAGGCAACGGGCCAGCGGAGAUUCCGGCCCCGAAGGUACCUCUCUGGGGACUCCAUUACUGUCUUUCCCAGCAGCCCUGGCACGGCCUUCCCUUCACCUGCUACAUCUCUGUUUGUCCCAACACCACCCAGCAUCCUCCACCUGACAAACCAGCAGCUCUUCAGGUCCCCACGCAGAACUUCCUCAUCCUCCCUUCCCGGCCGUCUCAACAGGGCGCUCUCGCUGGGCACCAUCCCCUCGCUGGCACGGGCAGAUUCUGGCUACUUGUUCAGUGGAAGCCGACCGGCCUCACUGUCAUCCCAGUCCAAGGAGUCCCCUGCAUCAGAUCCCUUGUCCCUGCUGUCCGGCAGCGCUGUCCCCUCCCGCAUCCCGUCCCCGGCGCCGUCGGUGGCCGGCUCGGUGGCCUCGGGCUCGGUGGCCUCCAGCUCGGGGUCACUGCGCUUGCGCCGGCCGCUCAUCAGCCCUGCCCGCCUCAACCUCCAGGGCCAGAAGCUGCUGCUGUUCCCGGCACAGAACGAGGCCCUGCUCACCCCGAGCGGCUCCGAGGAGCAAACCCACUCCGACAGCAACGCCUCUGCCCCCGAGCUGCCCGGCUUGCCCAGGAGGAACCUCGCGGAGCGGGGAGCGCCCGAUAUGAGAUCUGCUGUGGAAGGGGGGAGUAUUUGUAGUGAUAAUUCCAUCAAAAAGGAGGAUCACUCAUCACACUCAUCUACCUGUGUGGUGGACACAACUACCAAAGGGGAAGAUUUGGCAGGUUGGAAAGGUCGCUUUGGUACCUCUGCCCUCCGGGGCUUGCUGGCCGUGAGCCUGACUCUCAACGCUGUCUUCACCUCAGCCUACGUCUACAGGAGCCUGCGCUGAUUUGUGCCAGCACUCCCUUUCUCUCUGGUUCCACCUGGUCCUGAGGAGACAAGAAGAACUCAACCAUGGCUCCAUGGCCAAUGGCCAUGCCACGGGUGCAUGCUGUUUUUUAAAAACCUACUGUACACUCAACUGGCAUGAAAAGGAAUCUGGGCAGCUGCUGCCAUCACUUCCAGGUAGAAAAUAUCCCAGGAUUGUCCCUGGAGAUGGCAGGCAGAAUUCCCAGCUCCAGUUCAAAGCAGGAGGCAGCCCAACGGCUCACAUGCUUUCUUUGAAAAGAACUGACCUGAGACACGAGCCUGAAAAUGUGUGAGCUGUGUUUUUAGGAACCUACCCCCAGCUCUUUCUGACAUACUGACCUCGUGCUGAUGGUGCUGGUAAAAUGGGGGGAGUUAGAACAAAUGAGCUGAAGAAGAGGGAUGGCUUAGUAGCUGGUGCUGGGCUUUGGCUACUGUAACAGCAUCCCCAGCCUCUGCUCAGUGGUUCCUCUUCUCUCUUCUCUUUGGCAUUCUUCUCUAAAUUGUCAGUGAACUUUCUUUAGUUGCCUUAAGCUUGCCUAAGCACAUGGGUGACCUUGGCUGCUCUGUCAUGUUCUUGCAUCUUAGAUGUCCUUGUGCUUCCAGCUGGGCCUGGCCCCGAGGCCGCUUUCCCCAGCUCCAUUCUGGCUCCACUGGCUCUCGGCUGCUGAGUGUAGCUGUGUCCAGCCAGCUCUGGCUGCAGGGGAGCUCAGCCCCGACAGACACCCUGUGCUGCCUGCAUCAGAACCUGGAAGCCCAUGCUGUGCUUUGCCCAGGAGGCAUCAACUGUGUUACUCUGAAGUGGGUGAAAGGAAAGGACCCCGGUGUGAUUUGCACCAGUCAAAGGGCUUCAGCUCACAGCUCUGCUGGAGUUUUCACUGAAGCAGUGAGUGGCAGAGCCUGUUCUUGCUGUAAAUCGCACAAAUCUGUUCUGUUAGAGGUGGGUGAGGAGCUGUCUGAUUGUAUACAUCUAUCCAGAAACCUGACACCUCAGUUUGAUGCUGGGAUUUGCUAAGUAGCUGUUAAAGAUAUUUCUUGUUUAGUGAAAUUCCCAGGUGCUCUCAGUGAGAAGUGCCAAACCUGCUUCUUGACAAUUCAGCCUUCUGGGUAGAUUCUUCUUUUCCAGCCCAAGGAAAGUAGUAGAUUUUCAAAAGUAGUUUGUAAUUUGGGUAUUUCUGCUUUUGGGUGAGUCUUCAGCAUUGCUUAGAAUUCAGGGGCCAUUUAGAGUAUUGUGCUGAACACUCAGAAUCAUUUAGUGCAUCUUAGAGGAAAAAAUAGAAAUCCUGAUGUUGAUGUUUUGGUUCCCAAAAGCCAAGUGCAGAGAGGUUUACCAGUGUGUCAAAAAUACCCGGUGAGAAGAGAGUUGACUGGCAUUAGCUGUGUAUUUCCUGAAGCAGGACUUGGAUCUAUUAAGAGUUUUUCUGUUGUCUCUUCCUCUGGGCUCCUUUACCUCAAAUUUCACUCCCCCACCCCACUGCCCUGUGUUUGCAUCCUAAAUUGGUGCUGUGUCUUUCCCUCCCUUUCAGUUUGCUGCUGUUCCCUCUCGUGUGUUCUUGCAUGUGCACAGAACAAAGCGUGUCUGCUGCUGACCACUGUCUGCUCUGACCCUGAGAGUCACUUCAUUUUCUUCUUGUGUGUUUUAAUUGAGUUCCUACCCCAGCCUCACUCGGUAGCUGAUGGGAGCCCUAGCCAGAGUCUAAUCAGCCUGCAUGUGACAGCUUAAAUGGGGCUUUCCUGCUGCUGAUUCGAGCACUGAAAAACCGAGUGUCUGUGUUUGCCAAGUCUCCUUGCAUGGUUCCAGCUGCCACUUCCAGCUGCUGCUCCCGCCCUCCCUGAGGGUGAGACUGGUCCCUGCCAGAGCUGCACUCACACGUGCUGCUCCGAGGGCUGAGGAAAGGUCGCUCCUGACUCUGCAUCUCCUUUGGCCUCCUCAGAGAGCUGCUGCAGGGCUGUGAAGGGCAGCACCUCCUGGACAAGGGCCCAGGGCCAGGAGAGACCUGCAGCAGAAAGAUGUGCUGCAGACUGCUGAUGAAUUGUGUUGUAUCUUGCAUGAAUAGUUCCUUGUAGCCAAACCGGACCCAUAACCUGUUGUAAAGAGAUUUUUGUCCCUUUUAUAGACUUUGCACGCUCACCCGAGCAUGUGUACAGGCAGGAUGAUGGCAGAGCAACUGCCAAGCUUCUCUUUAAACCUCUGCUCCCUGGGUUCCAUGAUGUUCUGGUGCAGUGUGUGACAUCCCAUUCACGGAUCCUUGUCCUGCCUAGAGGCCUCCUGCAGAGACGAGCUGCCAGAAGAUGCUGUGGCUUGUCUUUAUCACCCAGCAGAUGUGCACUGUGACUUCAUGUAUGCAAACCUCCCACUUCCACCUCCCAGCCUGCGCUGAGUUUCACCACCACACUCGACCAGAUUGCAAUACCAACCUUGUCCUCCUCAUUGCAAUACCAACCUUGCCCUCCUCUCCAGCAACCCAGGAGCUGCAGCAUCUCCGCACACCUCUUCCCACCCGCAUUCCAGAGCAGGAACGCUGUAACCUGUCACUGCACUUCUGUGGCUGCUCACUCAGACUGUUCCUGGAAGGGGUUUGGUGACCUUGUCCAAAGCAAUAGAGAGACUUUGGGUUUUAUUACUGAAGAGGGAAGUUUUUCAUUCUGGUGCUAGAACUCUCCCGUGGUGCUCUCACAGUUGUGAAGCCUUUGCUUGAGGAAUACACGAGUGUGUGUGUGUGUGUGUGUGUGUGUGUGUGUGUGUGUGUGCCUGCUGAUACACAAAAACAUUUGGAAGGUUUCUUCAUUUCAGAAGAUCUGAGCCCAUGUUUGUGUUUAUAUUGUUGGCCUUAAUCUAGCUCGUAGAUACUGUGUCUAUCUUGCUGCUCUUUUCUCUACAAAGCUGGUUUGGAGGAAGCAGAAGUUUAUCUGGUCCCCCUGUAAAAAUCUCUGUGACUGAUGAUGUUGAUCUUCAUACAGUGUUGCUCAGGGGGGGAGAUUUUAUUUUUCUAAUACUUUUCCUACUGUAAAAAUUGUUGGAGUGUAUGGAGUGGAAAAGAUCUUUACAAAAUGGCCUGAUAAAGAUUUGAACAUGACUUAAUAAUACCAACAAUUAAUGAUUAGGUGGAAUAUAAAUGAGCUUUAUUUCUACACCUUUUCCAUUUCCUACUUUCCAUUGAAAAUGUCCAGGUACUUCUUCUUUAGAUAUGGGCUUGUUAGACAUGUUCUGAGACCUUGCAGAUACUUUAGAUGAUUUUGCUGUUCUGAAUUAAAAAGAAUUUGUAUUUUGGAGUCUGGUUCCAGUUCUGCAGUCUGGGAAGUUUGGCAGAUGUGACAGAUAUUAUGCACAUAUCUAUUUGAUGGGAUAGAGGGAGUGGGUAGAACGAGUUUCUGGUUUCUGAAGUUUAUCAUAUCUUUUGACAUAAAAACACAGACAUUAAAUUGGUCACUGUGUGGGGAAAUAUCCUUACUGCUGGCAUAUGUAGGCCAGAUUCACUGAAUUUUAGGCUAUUUGUUCAAGCAACAGAUCAGGCCUGUGAAUGUUUGAUUCCCACUCCCUCUUCCUGGGUGCUGGGAACAUCUGUAAAACACUGCUGACCUGGCUGGGUUCCUUGUGACAGGGCAGCUGGACUGAAGGGCUUCUGUUGCCUGUGGAUGCUGCUAUAUUUUUUUCUUCCAAGCACCAUUCCUGGAAAUAACGAUGGUCUUAACCUCUCUCACAAAGAUUUGUUAAAAGCCUGGGAUGGGCCAAUUUGGCCCAUACUUUUUUUUUUUUUCCCUUCUUAAAUAUACGUUGCAUCCAGAAAUUAUCAUCACUGUGUUCUGGUGUGGGAGUAAGGUACAGAGUAUUUUUGGAUUCAGUGGGUAUCUAGAGAGGGUGAGGAGGACAAUUUCAAGUCCUAAACCUUAUUUCCUGUGAAAGAAAGACUGUAUGUUAUGUGUGUGUACUUCUUUGGGGAGCUCUAUCACUGUACAGUUUAGUUAAACAUGCUCCAAGGAAGGAGAAGCUGUUCCUCGGAGGUUUUUAGUUCAUGCUUUGUGUUUAAAGAGGAAUAUUUUUCUUUAAAAAAUAAAACCGGAUAAGUUUUCACCUUA